UCGUGUAUCGUUCUUAAAAAUCAUGAAUGAUGCGUAUCCGAGAUACCCAAAGUGUGAAUUUUACCACAUUUUCUAAAUGAAAAUGAAAUUUUUUUAACAGCACAAUGAACGUGUAUACAAUGCCUGGAGUAGCGGAUAUGGGUAUGGUCUGGAUGGGGGCUGGCCAACCUAAUCCUGAAAUGUCCAUGGAGUUAAUGCCAGGUGAUAAUUCAGACAUGUUGCUCGAACAAGAUACUUCGUAUUUCACCCCAUCCAUCCAUAGCAUGUCCAAUCAGUCUAUGGACGAUAUCCACACCAUUCACAGUUCGCAAAUGGAUGGAAUGGAAAAUUUAGAUAUGAUGCAGUACAUAGAUAUGAAACACGAAAGCAACGAUUCCAGUUAUGCAGAGGACGACAGUCAACAUCCAAUAUACAUGAUAACCACUGCCACUCAAACUUUGCCAUGUCCCACGCGAAAAAUUAAGCCCAUAAAACACCCAGGUUUGGUUCUCAAAACACCAAUAGCAUAUCAGAGCAAUACCGAUCCAUCUGUUAUCCCAAUCCAGAAAGAUGGAAUAGCUGUGUGUGAAAAAUGUGGCGCAAUUGGUGUAAAACACGCUUUCUACACCAGAGAGAGGCGCUUCUGCAGCAUGGCUUGCGCUCGAGGCUACAGUGGAUUGAUCCCCGAACCACUACCGCUAUCGCAACAGCAGACACCUGAAAACCAUCAUUUUGCCAAGCACCGAUUUACCCUGAAAACAGAAGACGAUUUUACAAACACUUUAACCGACCAGGAUUUCCCGCAAUUACCUCCUCCCCCGAUUUUGCCCCCUGUGGACGACACUGAGCCCCUAAUCAGGCGAAAAUCUGCAGAACUUGCCAAUUCACAUGACUGGGAUUCGCAGUUAAAUGACCAGUGUUUUAUAGCAGCUCCCGUGACGUGCUUUAAACACGCCCCGAUGUCAGACAUUUGGGAGAAUAUAAUGGUUGGAAUGAAGGUGGAGGUUGAGAAUACGGAUUGUGAUAAUGUUUCGGAUGCAUUUCCGGAUUCAUUUUGGGUAGCUACAGUAUUAAAAAUUGUGGGGUAUAAAGCUCUGCUGCGUUACGAGGGGUUUGGCUCAAAUGAUUCAAAGGAUUUCUGGGUGUCGUUGUGUUCGAAUCAGGUGCAUUCGGUGGGGUGGUGUGCCACGAGAGGGAAGCCACUCAUACCACCUAAAACCAUUGAAGAUAAAUAUAACGAUUGGAAGGAUUUUUUGAGUAAACGAUUGACAGGAGCGCGAACGUUACCCUCGAAUUUUAGCAAUAAGGCUAGUGAUAGUCUUAAAUCUAGAUUUCAAUGCGGCCUUAAUUUAGAAGUUGUGGAUAAAAAUAGGAUAUCGCAAGUUAAGGUUGCCAUUGUUCAUAAGAUUGUAGGCAAGAGAUUGAAUGUUAAGUAUUUUGAUUUGCCUUCGGAUGAUGGAGGAUUUUGGUGCCACGAGGAUUCGCCGCUUCUUCAUCCAGUUGGAUGGGCAAAGAAGGUUGGACACAACUUAGUAGCUCCUGUAAACUACCUAGAACGCGUCAACCACAACAUUUUCGAUGAAGACGACGCCACCGACGAACUCUUCACACCAUUUCAAGUCGGCUCCAAAGACACGUCGAGUGAAGCGGGAUUCUGCCGCGGAAUGAAACUAGAAGCUAUCGACCCCCUAAACCUAUCAUCAAUAUGUGUAGCAACCGUAAUGAACGUCCUACGUCACGGUUACAUCAUGAUUCGAAUAGAUACGUACGAGUCAGAUAUGACCGGAGCCGAUUGGUUCUGUUAUCAUGUAAAAUCCCCCUGUAUCUUUCCUGUCGGUUUCUGCGAGAAAUACAGAAUUCCUCUAACUCCACCGAAAGGUUACGAUCAAGAAACUUUCGAUUGGAAAUCGUACCUAGCCGAAACAGAUAAUAUAGCAGCAGGGCCGGAGUUGUUUAGCUCUUAUAAACCCAUGCACGGGUUCGUGCCGGGUAUGAAAAUUGAGGCUGCUGAUCUUAUGGAUCCUAGGUUAGUCUGUGUGGCAACUAUCGCUAAAGUGGCGGGAAGGCUGCUUAAGGUACAUUUCGACGGUUGGGAAGAGGAGUAUGACCAAUGGUUGGAUUGUGAGAGCCCGGAUAUUUAUCCAGUCGGGUGGUGUCAGAGCGUGGGGCAUAAAUUGGAAGGGCCGCCGGUUAUGCCGAGAGCUGCGGCGCCUGUGGUCAAAAUAGCUAAAGUUCUUCUUGCUCCAGGUAUGAAAAAACGCGGAAGAAAAAAGAAAAUUAAAGACGUGCCGCAGAAGCCUCCCGCAGCAACAAAAGUAGUAAAACCAGAAAUGGUAGAACAGGAGCAGAUCACCCCAGUUAAAAAAGAAGAAAUGGAAGUUGUCGAAGAUAAUCAUGGUCCAGAAGCAGGACAAGAGCCUGCCGGUCCAGACCAAAGUUUACCAGUCUCGUCAGACGUAAAUCCACCACCUGAACGCAAGGCAACAUCGUAUAUUAACACAACAAAUACUAUAAGUACAAAACUAAUACCUCGUUUAGUAGAUAACUCAGGAGGAAGUUGCGAAACGGGCGAAUUAUGCCCAGACGAAUGGAAUAUAUUUGACGUAGCUCAAUUUCUCAGAGUUAACGAUUGCGCAAAUUACUGCGACUCGUUUAGUAAACAGAAAGUGGAUGGGAAAAUGUUGAUGAAUCUCAGUAAAGAGGACAUUUUAGAAUUCACAGGUGGAAAAGUAGGACCGUCGCUUAAAAUUUUUGACCUCAUACAACAGUUAAAAAUUAAAGUUAACCCUGCGCAAAUUCGCCAUAUGAAAGCAAAUAUCAAAAAAUUUUUAUAGUGCCUAAUUCGUUGACAGUUUGUGUGUACAUAAACAUAGGUCUCAAAAAUAUUUUAUAUAUGCUUGAUAUUUAUCUGUUAGUUUAACAUUUAUGUGUGUAUUUCGACCAACUUGCUGCUACUAGAAGGUUCAUUUUUGUUUUAAAGCUAAUUGUGUAUUUUCCAUUAAUUUUCUUUAUUUUGUGGUGAUAAUAUUUUUUUAGAUACACAUUAAGUGCAUACUGUGGAAAGUCUUAUGUAUUUUUUAAACACACUCAUGUACAUUCAAUUCAUAACGACUACGUUGAUCACUUAUGUCCUGGUAUUUUAUAAUAUACUAUUUACUAUCAAAUUUUAUGUACUGAAAAUUGGCAUUUAUUCUUUAGCUUACCUCAGUUAUACUUGCUUUUGUUUGAGUUAAUUUAUUUUCAGACGUGUCAAUAUUUUUGCAAAGUACUUACGUUGAAACUAGAAAAAACAAUACAGAAUUAGAAGAAAUAUAAGUUCGACAUUGUGAACCAACCUUAAUGAUAUUUACUAGGUACAAUUUGAAAUACAA
Zophobas morio is the source of this 3350-nucleotide messenger RNA. RefSeq names its product polycomb protein Sfmbt (gene Sfmbt). The transcript is spliced from 8 exons. The record is from RefSeq and is a predicted model, not a curated record. Gene Ontology annotation, biological process: negative regulation of DNA-templated transcription; heterochromatin formation. Gene Ontology annotation, cellular component: nucleus. The coding region runs from base 105 to 2813 and encodes 902 amino acids. Gene Ontology annotation, molecular function: zinc ion binding; chromatin binding. NCBI's taxonomy places the organism in Eukaryota, Metazoa, Arthropoda, Insecta, Coleoptera, Tenebrionidae.